UUCUACGAAACAAAGCAAAGAUGUGGAUCGUUCACAACCUGCUGUUCACCAUCUGCAUUGCUCUGAGGUGUGUGAUCAGUGCAGUAGGGGUGAUCCAUGUGCCUGGAUAUGUGGGGAGUAUGGUUAACAUUUACUGCUCCUAUGAUGCGGGUUACGAGUCUUAUGAGAAGUAUCUGUGUAAGAACAACUGUGGUGACAGUGAUGUUCUUGUUACAACAUCAAAUCCAGUGAUAAACAAAUACAGCAUCCAUGAUGACAAAACAGCACGAAUCUUCACAACAACCAUCUCUGAUCUUCAUUCUGCCGAUGCUGGGAAAUACUGGUGUGGAGUGACCAGAACUGGAAAAGAUAUCUACACUGAAGUCAAGCUUAAAUUACUUGUGGGCGACAGCUGCUGUGACACUGUGACCAAAGUUCAAAGUUAUGAGGGAUAUUCUGAGUCCUUCAGUUGUCCGUAUGAGUCUCAGUACCAGAACAGCCUGAAGUACAUCUGCAGAGGAAACCAGCCCUCCACAUGUCUGCAGCAGGCACUGAUCACCUCUGACACCAAACAAAAUGGACGAUUCAGACUUGAUGAUGACAAAGUGUCAGGAACAUUCACUGUGACCAUUAACAGUUUGGUCAAAGGUGAUUCAGGAUCAUACCUCUGUGGUGUCCAAAGAAACUCUGAGCUGGAUGUUUUCUCUGCUGUUGAGCUGAAAGUCAAAGAGUGGUGCUGUGUCAAGUCAAGUCAAAUAAAUGGUACUGUAGGACAUCCACUAAUUUUUCAGUGUCCCUAUCCUCCACAACAUCGGUAUAACAGGAAGUUCCUCUGUAAGGGAGACCAUCGCAACAAAUGCACAGACAUGGUGGCGAGUCAAAGUAGAUUUACAAUAGAAGAUAAUGGUUCUUCCAGCUCUUUCUCAGUGACGAUCACAAAGAUACAAGCAGAUGAUACUGGGACAUACUGGUGUGGGUCAGACUCUCAGUGGAGCCAUGGAAACUACACCAGGAUUCAGCUUUCAGUCGUCUUUCAGCAGCAUUCCGGCAAUGGAGCUUCCACAGUGGAAACACCAGCACAAAUUUCAGAUGCAGGACAAUAUGUGGUUUACGCUGUGCCCGCUGUGCUGCUGGUACUUAUAUGUGUCCUUGUGCUCAUAGUUUAUAAGUGCAAACGUCAGAAAAUAAAAGGUAAUGAAGCUGUCAUGAACAGAAAUACAUCAAAGACAGGAGGCUUAGAGGAAGUAAUGGGUGCAGCAGAAAAUGGCAUUUAUGGAAACGAUGAAGUUGUGAGGUAUUCAGAGAAGCAAACCUCCAAGAGUGCCUGUAACGACUAUCAUGAUGCAGGUGAAGAUGAACCAGACUAUGAAAACUGCACACAAUCUGAAGAAAUCUACUGUAAUGAAGAUUUCCAUAAAGCCAAUAGAAGAUUUGCUCUGAGGUGUGUGAUCGGUGCAGUAGGGGGAAUCCAUGUGACUGGAUAUAUGGGGAGUGAGGUUACCGUUUCCUGCUCCUAUGGCCAGGGUUAUGAGUCUUAUGAGAAGUAUCUGUGUAAGAACAACUGUGGUAAUGGUGAUGUUCUUAUUAAAACAUCAGAAUCAAGGAAAAACAAAUAUGUUAUCCAUGAUGACAAAACAGCACGAAUCUUCACAACGACCAUCUUUGAUCUUCAUUCUGUGGAUGCUGGCAAAUACUGGUGUGGGGUGAGCAAAUUUGGAAAAGAUAUCUACACUGAAGUCGAGCUGAAAUUAAUGCCAGACAGCUGCUGUGACAAUAUGACCAAGCUUGAAAGCUAUGAGGGAUAUUCUGAGUCCAUCAGUUGUCUGUAUGAGUUUCAGUACCAGAACAACCUGAAGUACAUCUGCAGAGGAAAUCGGCGCUCCACAUGUCGUCGGCAGGCACUGAUCACCUCUCAUAGCAGACAACAUGGACGAUUCAGACUCGAUGAUGACAAAAUCUCGGGAAAAUUUACAGUGACCAUUAACAGUUUGACCAAAAGUGAUUCAGGGUCAUACCUCUGUGGUGUCCAAAGAAACUCGGACCUGGAUGUUUUCUCUGCUGUUGAGCUGGAAGUCAAAGAAGCGGUGCACUACGCAGCUUACGCUGUUGUCGCUGUGGUUUUACUAAUAUGUGUCCUGGUUAUUAUUUAUAAGUACAAAUGUUACAAUGUGAGAGCAACUGAAGCUGUCAUGAGCAGAAAUACACCCAAAGCAGAUGAUGUGAUAGAUGCAGAAGAAGGUGGAAUUUAUGGAAAUCAAGAAUUUGUGGUGACCUUCAAACAGCAAAGCGCCUUGAACCACUUUGAUGAUCCAGGCGGAGAUGAACCAGAUUAUGAAAACGUUACAACUGAAGAACUCUACUGCAAUGAAAAUUACCAUAAAGCUCAGAGAAGAUAA
Molecule: messenger RNA, 2375 nt
Organism: Neolamprologus brichardi
Lineage: Eukaryota; Metazoa; Chordata; Actinopteri; Cichliformes; Cichlidae
Source: RefSeq, a predicted model, not a curated record